This is a messenger RNA of Brassica napus (rape), 3647 nucleotides long. Its product is annotated as GDSL esterase/lipase At3g43550. Gene Ontology annotation, cellular component: extracellular region. Gene Ontology annotation, biological process: lipid metabolic process. The coding region runs from base 1 to 903 and encodes 300 amino acids. The record is from RefSeq and is a predicted model, not a curated record. Lineage: Eukaryota; Viridiplantae; Streptophyta; Magnoliopsida; Brassicales; Brassicaceae. Gene Ontology annotation, molecular function: lipase activity. The transcript has 4 exons.
AUGAAGCUUCAAAUGUUAUGGCUCGCUUUGGUACUAAUAGCCGUUAAAACUAAUGCAGCAAAGCAAGAAAGCAAUGCAACAAUCCCAGCACUAAUAGUUUUUGGAGAUUCCAUAAUGGAUACUGGUAAUAACAAUGGACUUCACACUAUUCUAAAGUGCAACUUUCCUCCCUACGGCAAGGACUUUCCGGGCGGUUAUGCCACUGGAAGAUUUUCUGAUGGAAGAGUUCCCUCUGAUCUAAUUGCGGAGAAGUUGGGAUUGACUAAAACAUUGCCAGCAUAUAUGAGCCCAAAUUUGAAGCCAGAAGAUCUUCUUCAAGGUGUGACAUUUGCAUCUGGAGGAACUGGUUACGAUCCAUUAACGGCUAAGAUGAUGUCUGUAAUAUCAGUGUGGGAUCAACUAACAUAUUUCAAACAAUACAUAGCAACCAUCAAGCAACAUUUUGGAGAAGAAAAAGCCCAAAAUAUCUUGGACCAUAGUUUUUUUCUUGUGGUUUCUAGUAGCAAUGAUCUUGCUCACACGUUUCUAGCUCAAUCUUAUAAAUAUGAUCGUACUUCUUAUGCUAACUUCUUGGCUGAUUCAGCAGCUAAGUUCGUACGAGAAUUACAUAAGCUUGGAGCUCGAAAAAUUGGAGUAUUUAGCGCAGUGCCUGUUGGAUGUGUACCACUUCAAAGAACAAUGUUCGGAGGCUUAUUUACAAGAAGAUGUAAUAAGCCUUUAAACAAUAUGGCAAAACAAUUCAACGCUAGACUUUCUCCAGCACUGGAUUCUCUAGAUAAAGAAUUAGAUGGUGUUAUCUUCUACAUUAAUGUUUAUGAUACUCUUUUAGACAUUAUCCAAAACCCUGAAAAAUAUGGUAAGUUCAUCUUACAAAUACAACUAUAUAAUUUUUCUAUUUUAUAACAUUAACUAAUUUAUAAGUCUCAUUCUCUUUCAGGUUUUGAAGUAGCUGAUAGAGGAUGUUGCGGUAAAGGCACUGUUGCGAUAUCUUAUUUGUGUAACUCACUGAACCCAUUCACAUGUUCUAAUUCUUCGGCGUAUGUAUUCUGGGAUAGCUACCAUCCGACUGAAAGAGCUUAUCAAGUUAUUGUUGACAAGUUACUCGACAAAUACUUGAGCAAGAUCUAUUGAUGUUGAUCAUCUAAAUUAAACCUAUUUUUAUCAUUGUGUCUUGUUGGCUUUUUUAUCUAUGUAUUAUUUUAUUUCUCUAUUUUUAUUUUCUUUUCUAUAUGUAUUCACUCUUUAUAUUUUCAAGGUAUUAUGCCACUUUUACUCAUUAUAUUUUUCUUUAACUUCAAGACUCCUUUAUAAAUGACUCAUUAAAAUAUGAAAGAAGCACUACUAAAUCACGAAUUAAAAGCUUUUGGGGUAAUUUCUUAAGUAAUUAAACUUAAUAGAUCAUUAUGUUAGAUGUUGUUGUUGUUUUGAUAUUACGACAUUGGUUCCUCGUUCUCUCAACAUGUGGAAUCAAAAUGUAAGUGGUUAUGUUUUCUCAUAGAGGUGAAGAGUAUCAGCAGGAAACUCAUCUCCCCGACCUCUUCGGCAAGAAUCCAAGGGAGGUGUGCAACACUAUGAAACCUAAAUCCGCCAUUUUUAAAUCUAGAACUGAGGAUUGUAUUAGAAUAUAUGGAUGUAAAUUUGGUAGGUAGGUAGUCAUCAAUCAUAGGAUCAAAAUUGCGCAAGAUGUUUUUAGGAAUCAAGAAUAUUCAGCGAAAAAAAGAAACCUAAAGAGUACAGGAGAGCAGUGUAAAGAACCGAAAGACUGACAAAAAGAAAUGUUGUGUGUUUACAAAGGUGACAUUCAUGUUCCAAGCUGAAUUUAAUUUCUUACUAUAUAAUCAUUUAUGGGGCCUAGGUGUUGCUAGAGAUUCUAGGUUAUAAAAAAAUAUUGGUAAGGAACCGCUUACGUUGCCAGAUGAUGGAGUGUCUCUCCCUUCAAUAGAAAGUCAAUAUCAAUUUUAUGCAAAGAUGAUAAUGGAAUCUAAAGGGAGAAAAUGGCCAAGCCACGUGACAAACAUGUCUACGUUAUGUUUAUGUUGCAUGUAGAGUAUUGCAUUAUGUGCCUUUAGUUGUAUAGGUCAACAUGUUGAAUAGAUUUUCCACUUACAAUUUACUUUAUUUUCCACACGACAAGUCUUGUUUAACAUGUUGAAUGCACAAAAGUUUCACUUCUUCAAGUAUUCCAUUAUCUGUCUUUAGUUGUAUAGGUCAACAUGUUGAAGGUAUAUCAUAGAGUUUUGUAGCUCAAUAUGAAAAGUUAUGUGUGUGUAUAAGUCAAGUUCUAUUCUCAGUCACAUCAUUCUAUCAAAUUCUAUUCAAUCACACUAAGAAAAUCAUUCAAAUUUUAUUUAGACAAAAAUUUGCAUAUGAUAUUAGAGUUUGUGGCCUUACAUCAAACAUAACAAGUCUUAACUUAAAGUAAGACAAUGCAGUGAAUCUUCUACACUACUGAUAUGAAAUAAGUUUAAUCUUAAGUAGUUGUAGUAACGGUAAAUCCAAUCUCUAGAUAAUUUCAAUUACUAAGAAUGCAAGCCAUACAACUCAAUCUUAGUGCAAUUAGUGAAUUCAAGUUGAUAAGUAACAAGAUUUAAUCUAAGCAAUACAAUAUCUAAAGCUUUCAAUAAAUUCUUUAAAGGAGAAUCCAUGGGCUAAGACAAUUGAUCCAAGACAUUUAAUUUCCAAAUCAAGGUGUUAACUUUAGCAAUCACAAGUUUCUAUAGGCCUAGACACUAAUAAAGAUCAAUCCUUUCCGAAGAUAGUGAUUAUGCAAUCAUGAGUUAAACAUCAAUUCCUCAUGAGUUAAACAUCAAUUCCCAUUGGUUCAAAUCAUUCAAGCAUGAAUUAUGUUAAAGACUAUUAACCAUCUAGCAAUCCUAACAUCAAAUCCCUUUGGUUAUUCAAGCUAGAGCAAUAUUAAGUUCAGUCAAGCAUUUUAAUAAACACUUUUGGUGCAAAACAUAGCUUUAUAUCAAGAUGAGAGUGAUCAAGUCAAAUCAAGCAUUAAGAUCACUUAAUAAGCAUAGAAACAAGUGGAUAUAACAUUAAACACCUUAACUCUUCACUAAUCACCCUAGAUCUACCUAACUCAUGGAUUCAAAAGGAGUCUACGCAUUAAUCACUUUGUUUAACCUUAAACCCAUCAUAGAUUCAAGACUAAUCAUGCUAAGAAGAUGAUAUAAACUCAAAUCACUCAAAGAAAGAUAUAUUAAAAUACUAAAAAUUCAAGCUUUCACCAAAGUAGAAGAAUAUUUUGGGAGAAAACAAGAUAAUCCCAAACUUAUGUCUAAAAAGUAUUUAUAAAAGACUAAAACUCGAGCUGGAUCAACCCAAUAAACAUGGGCUAACCCAUGAAAAUAUAGGUAUUUUUCUCAAUAGUGACUAGAUGAGGUCGCUACAGUGGGUCGCUAUGCUCAUAGCGACUUGUCUUGGCCGCUACAGUGGUGGCUGCUACGACACUUGGGAGAUUCAGAAGUCUUGAUUCCAUAGCAACCUUGUGAAGUUGCUAUGGUGCAACGAUGUGAAAGGCGCUCCGAAAUUAGCGGCUUCUCUGAACCGAUAUAACACUACCACUACGGUACUUAGGACGUGUCUCAUGUUUCCGGCUCUAUCUUCUGUAGCGACCUGGCCGCUAGGAUCCUUCAACGACU